AUGGCCGAGAAUUACCACAAGGAAGUCAUUGCCGGCCUCAAAGAUAGGAGCCUUUUUAUUCAAGAGGCUUUUAUUGACGGCAAAUGGGUCUGCAAGGACAAUAAGUUUGAUGUCUUUGAGCCGUCUACUGCAACUGUCCUAGGACAGGUUGCCAACUGCUCCCUCGAAGAUUUUCAAAUCGCUAUUAAGAGCGCUGAUGCUGCUCAUGCGAAGUACUUUCAUACUACGACCGGCGCCAGCCGAGGUGCCCUUUUAAGGAAAUGGUAUGAUCUAGUAAUUGCUAACCAGGAGGAUCUAUGGUUUUUAGUCGCUAAGAUUCUCUCUCUUGAGAAUGGCAAGACCUUCGCCGAAGCCCAAGGUGAGGUUGUCUAUUCUGCCAGCUUUAUCUCAUGGUUUGCUGAGGAGGCCACUCGAUCCUAUGGCGUUACAAUCCCCUCGUCUACCCCUCAUACCACUCUUAUGACCAUUCGCGAGCCUGUCGGUGUUUGUGGUAUUAUCACCCCUUGGAACUUCCCAGCCGCUAUGAUUACCCGAAAGAUCGCCCCUGCCCUCGCCGCUGGCUGUUCAGUGGUCAUUAAGCCCCCCUCUGAGACACCUUAUUCCGCCCUUGCCUUUACUAAGCUUGCUGUUGAGGCUGGUCUUCCUCCCGCUACCAUCCAGGUCCUCCCUACUCGGGAUCGUCAAGCCGCUACUGAGCUGGCUACAAACCCUCUUGUAAAGAAGAUCUCCUUUACCGGCUCUACCAAUGUUGGCAAGCUGCUAGCUAAGCUUGCCGCUGGCACAUUGAAAAAGCUUAGCCUAGAGCUCGGUGGUAACGCUCCCUUCAUUGUUUUUGAGGAUGCCGACCUUGACCUUGCCGCCGAGGGCGCUAUGUUUUGCAAAUUUCGAUGCUCCGGUCAGACCUGUGUUUGCGCAAACCGAUUCUAUGUCCAGAAGAGCGUUUCUAAGGAGUUUACCGCUAGGCUUAUUGAGAAGGUCCAUGCCUUGAAGAUGGGCAGUGGCCUUAAUGUAUCUACUACCCAGGGGCCUCUUGUUAAUAAGUCCGCUGUCGAUAAGGUUAAGGAGCAUAUUGCCGAUGCUACCUCUAAGGGCGCUAAGGUCGUUAUUGGCGGCAGCACUCCUGAUGGACCUGGUUUUUUCCAUCAGCCUACUAUUCUAACUAGUGUCACCCAGGAGAUGGCCGUGGCUAAGGACGAGACCUUUGGUCCUUUGGCCCCUAUUUUUGAGUUCGAGACCGAGGAGGAUGCCAUCCGCUUAGCCAAUGACACAGAGUUUGGUCUCGCCGGAUACUUCUUCUCUAAGGAUAUCAGCCGGGUUAUGCGUGUUGCGCAUAGGAUGCAAGUUGGUAUGGUUGGUGCCAAUACUGGUAAAAUCAGUGCCGCUGAGGCUCCAUUUGGUGGUGUCAAAGAGAGUGGCUAUGGGAAGGAGGGUAGUUUGUAUGGUAUGGCGGAAUAUCAGAAUAUCAAGUCUAUUACUAUUGGUAAUCUUGAUCACUAA
Messenger RNA from Fusarium sp. VM40, 1497 nucleotides. NCBI's taxonomy places the organism in Eukaryota, Fungi, Ascomycota, Sordariomycetes, Hypocreales, Nectriaceae. The record is from the annotation of a GenBank genome assembly.